AGCAUUUCAGGAGGAGAAAGAUCAAUAGCCGAGGAGGACGGGUCGGUAUCCGGACCGCCGGCGCGUCUCUAUCCCUCCGCAACUCGGAUUGCGUUGCAGCGCGCGCGCGCACCUCCUUUCACGCGGCCCCAGGCUUUCCCACACUUUUACGCAAAGAUGCCCAAAGGCUUCCUGGUGAAAAGGAACAAGAAAUCGGCGCACGUCUCCUACAGGGUUCGCUCCGACGACGACGAUCCAGACCAGAUACAAGGUCUGCAGAUCCACAGGGACGCGUCACCUCCCGUGUCCGAAGGGUCCAGCCCCGAGCGCGAGCGCCCGCGCGCGCACGCGUCGCCGGAUCGCGCGGCGGACACGCCGGGGUGCGGGGAGGAUGAGAAACCGGUGCAGUUCGGAAACCCGGAGACGGUGUACCAGGGGCUGUACAGCCCGACGCGACCCGUGAGCAGAGAGCACGAGAGGAGGUCCUUCGAGAGGAGUGUCAACCUGGGCUCCCCCGUGUCCGCCGAGUCCUUCCCAACUCCGGCCGCCCUCACCUCCCUGGACCAGCUGCUGUUCGCACCCGUGGACCUGAAGAUCGGAACCAGCAACAGCAACCGAGGAGGGGGUGGAGGAGGAGGAGGAGGUGGUGGUGGUGGCGGGGGAGCGAACGGGGUCCCGUCCGCAGCCGUGCGUAACGGCGCAAAGAGACCCGCGUCCGACGGGGAGCGCAAGGGCAGGUGUGCGGGAAAGAGGGCCAAGGCCACGAGGAAGCUGACUUUCGAGGACGAGGUCACCACGUCCCCGGUGCUCGGGCUCCGGAUCAAAGAGGCUCCGGUGGACAUGAGACCCAGACCCCAUUCCGGCGGGGGAGGCAAGCCGCUGGGCGAGUUCAUCUGCCAGCUGUGCAAGGAGGAGUACCCGGACCCGUUCUCCCUCGCGCAGCACAGGUGCUCGAGGAUCGUGCGGGUCGAGUACAGGUGUCCCGAGUGCGACAAGGUGUUCAGCUGCCCCGCCAACCUGGCCUCCCACCGGCGCUGGCACAAGCCGAGACCCCCUAACGCGGGCGUGACUGCGAGCGCACCGGUCGCCCGACCCGACGUUGCCAAGGCGCCCCUCGGGCUGAAGGCCACGUGCGAUGAGCUCAAAGACGCGAGCGACAGAGACAGCCCAAGUCCCGGUCCCUCGGAGUCCGGGUCCGAGGACGGUCUCUACGACUGCCAGCGCUGCGGCAAGCGGUUCAAGCGCCAGGCGUACCUGAGGAAGCACCUGGCGAGCCACCUGGGCGAGGCGCGCGAGGGCCACGCGCUCCAGCGCGCGGAGGAGGGACAGAAGCCGAGCCACGCCGCCACCCCCCCGGACCAAAACCAAAGCCAGGGUCCCCUGAACCUGAGCCCCGCGGAGUGCCUCGUGUGCCCGGUGUGCGGGGAGAGCUCCCCCAGCAGGGCGGGGCAGGAGAGACACCUGCGGCUCCUGCACCCCGCACAGGUGUUCCCGUGCAAGUACUGCCCCGCCACGCUGCACAGCUCGCUGGGCCUCACGAGGCACAUCAACAAGUGUCACCCCACGGAGAACAGGCAGGUGAUCCUGCUGCAGGUGCCCGUGCGUCCCGCGUGCUGAGCCGCUGGGGAAGACCGUGCCUUCUGGAGCGCGCGUGCGUGCGUGCGUGCAUAGGUGCAUGGGUGCGUGCGCGUAUGAUGCGAGUGUGUGUGUGUCGCGGGGGGUCGGGGUCUCCUUCACACGGAACUACAACUCGAGUGACAUGUUUCCACUGCCGCCCCCUCCACUUUAGCUCAUCACAAAACGAAAACCCUUUAGUUUGACUCUUAAAGAUAUUUUUGUAGAAACUGCUGCCGCGCGCGCCGACCUCCUAGCUCCUAGACCUAAGAGGAACCUGCUGUUGUACCAUUAGGUGUCCUUCCUGUCGUCUGAAUGCCUUCUUUCGAUUCACAUGCUGUAAAUCUCCCUCUGACUUUAGCUUUAUUAUAGCUUGUGAAUGAGAUUCCCUCAGAGUGUGACCAUUGAACCGUCAAUGCCUUUAGAGUCCUUGGAAAAAAAAGAGCAUAAAUUAUUAGAGUUAUCGUGAUGUUAUUGCCUUAAAAUGUCCACGCCACUAAGGAUUGUCUCACUUUCAGUGAAGUCGGCACAUAUUUUAUCAUCUAUAUUAUUAUUAUUGCUGUUUGGUAUAUGUUUCAUUAUAUUUUGUAUUUAUUUAUUUAUGAAAGCUAUCAUUUUACGUAAAUGACUGUGCGAUUUAUUCUCUCUUCUUGUGGAUGGUUUACAGAUUUAUUGUCCAACGUGCAGCUCUUUUCUACACACUCCUCAUCUUUCUCAAGUGUCCA
This is a messenger RNA of Scleropages formosus (Asian bonytongue), 2318 nucleotides long. RefSeq names its product insulinoma-associated 1b (gene insm1b). Gene Ontology annotation, cellular component: transcription repressor complex; nucleus. The coding region runs from base 157 to 1596 and encodes 479 amino acids. The record is from RefSeq and is a predicted model, not a curated record. Gene Ontology annotation, molecular function: RNA polymerase II cis-regulatory region sequence-specific DNA binding; DNA-binding transcription repressor activity, RNA polymerase II-specific. NCBI's taxonomy places the organism in Eukaryota, Metazoa, Chordata, Actinopteri, Osteoglossiformes, Osteoglossidae. The transcript has a single exon. Gene Ontology annotation, biological process: neuron differentiation; negative regulation of transcription by RNA polymerase II; regulation of cell cycle process.